GGCUGCAGGCUGCCACAACACUUUGAUAUGACCAAAGUCCAGAGCACCGAUCGCGGGUAUACUAUUCUGGGACUCUGUGAAACAGCGAGUAUCGUGAGACGUCUGUUAAGCUUCCUCCGUACGUCACAUUGAUGGAUCGUAAUGUCCCACUAUAUAGAUGGAAGGCCCAUCGAGCCUCACUCAUGCCGUGGUGGCGAAACAUAGUCGUACUGCCAUGCUCACUGACACACACAUAUUGCACUAUCGGACCACCGCGGUUUAUCUUCGACCACAAGCAGUUACGUCCUCCUUAUGGUACUCCUUGAAUAACCGGUGCCGAGCCGCGAUCGUCAUAAGCGAUGGCGCAAUCAUUAAGACAUGCUCACCCCACGAAGGUUUUGCUUUGCAUUUUUCCUUCGGCAUCUGUCCGACUGCCAAGCUGUCAAGAACUUUUUCAAAAACACACUCGUUUUGAACAUCAAAAGAAAUCAGCAAGGGUGCUUACGCAGCAAACAGCCACUAGUGACCGCUGUGAGAUCGGCAUCUCUAUAUUCCGGCACACGACACACACACACAUCUCGGACAUAUAGCGCACCUCCGGGAUUCUCGACCCCGUUCAUUUGCAUACUGCCGAGGAAACAUUAUCCCGAGUGCGCGCAAACCCCUGCGGAUUUCGACAGUCUGCCGUCAUAAUAGUAGCUGCUGAUUACAAGUAAAAUGAUUCGUCGUGAUGUGUCCUUCAGCUCACGGGCUGAUCUGUGCAUGGACUUUUGAACAACCAACCGACGAUCGCG
This is a messenger RNA of Microdochium trichocladiopsis, 773 nucleotides long. RefSeq lists its product as uncharacterized. The coding region runs from base 358 to 672 and encodes 104 amino acids. The transcript has a single exon. The record is from RefSeq and is a predicted model, not a curated record. Lineage: Eukaryota; Fungi; Ascomycota; Sordariomycetes; Xylariales; Microdochiaceae.